UAUUCUCUCUCUAAAUUUAUACACUUUUACAGGGCGGCAACUCACUUCUCCCUCUAAAAGUCUCUAUAUUUCUCUGGAAUCACAAUAAAAUUCCUCAAUUUCCUAUUUUUAAGCGACCCUCUAAAAUUGAACCAAAAACACCAAAAACCCAGAAAAAAAAAAUCCAUUCUUUGCCACAUUUUUUUCACUCUAACAAAUAAAAACAAUUGCUUUCACUUUGAAGAACCCUUCGGGAAUAUUGAAAUUGAGAUUGAAGUAAAAGAAGAAAAACAAGAGAAAAGGGGAAUGGUAAAAAGUAUGUUAAAAGGAAGUAUUUCAAGGAUAGGGAGAUAUGCAAUUGCUUCAUCAAUUACAGAUCAAUGUAUAACAUGUACUACCUUCAAUAUCCUUGCUCCAAUCUACAAAAGGCUAAGUGAUGAUGAGCAACAGGAUGAUAUAGGCCGUGAAAGUGAUUAUAGGGCAUAUUGGCUUGCUAGAAAUCAAAGAAUAUUGGAUUGGUUGUUGUGUGAAAGAUCUACCAUCAUUUGUCUUCAGGAGUUUUGGGUUGGAAAUGAAGAACUUGUCAGUAUGUAUGAGAAGAGACUUGGUGAUGCUGGUUACAUCAAUUUCCAGCUUGCACGAACGAACAAUCGGGGAGAUGGUCUUCUUACUGCCGUACAUAAAGAUUAUUUCAGAGUUAUAAAUCACCGAGAUUUGUUACUCAAUGAUAUUGGAGAUCGUGUUGCGCAGCUACUACACGUUGAAUUAGUUAAUCCCUUGUUUCUAAAUCGAAGCAAAAAUGUUCGACAAGAGAUUCUUAUAGUGAACACACACUUGUUAUUUCCUCAUGAUUCAAGUCUUUGUCUUGUGAGAUUGCACCAGGUUUAUGAGAUCCUACAAAAUGUGGAAGCUUAUCAGAAAGAAUUUGAGUUGAAUCCUAUGCCUAUUCUACUUUGUGGGGACUGGAAUGGAAGCAAACGGGGACAUGUUUAUAAGUUUUUAAGAUCUCAAGGGUUUGUCUCGUCAUAUGACACUGCUCAUCAGUAUACGGAUGAUGAUGCACAUAAGUGGGUUAGCCACCGCAAUCACAGGGGAAACAUAUGUGGCGUUGAUUUCAUAUGGCUUCUGAAUCCAAAUAGAUACCGGAAGCUUCUCAAGACUAGCUGGAAUGAAACAGUAUUCAGCAUGUUCAAGUCACUACUUCGACGAGCUUCACUGACAGAAGAUUAUGCUUUCGCCUUUCUUAAGGCGGAUAGCGAGGGUGAUUAUAUAACUUACUCGGGUUUUUGUGAAGCACUUAGACAGCUAAAGUUAGCUGGCCACCGUUAUGGACUUAGUGAGGAAGAGAUGAAGGAUUUGUGGGUUCAGGCCGAUAUUGAUGGAAAUGGAGUGCUCGAUCAUUGUGAAUUCCAGCAAAGAAUCUGGUAUUCGGAAGACUUGGACGAUGGAAGUAUCCAUGAUAACGAUUGUCAUGACGAUGCAGUGCACGACAUGCAGCAAGCUAUCGGGUUUAGUGUGAAAAAUGCUGUUCUCUUUCCUACUCAAGUGGAGAAAGGGAUGUGGCCUGAAGACUAUUCAUUGUCUGAUCAUGCGCGGCUCACUGUUGUUUUUUCACCAGUACGAAUGCCAUGCUCUAAGCUUAUUUUCUGACAAAUAGCAGGUUUCAGCUAUAGAUUUUUGUGAGAUAAAUAGACAUGGAUGUAAGUAUCGACUAUCGAGAGAUGCUCGUCAACUUUCUGUUGGUGAUCGACUUUCCGAUUUGGAAGCAUCCGAGUUCAAAUCCAACGGUAUCGUGAUAGUAGACCUCUCUGUUCUAUGUGGAUUAGCUCGGAAUAUGAGUUAUUAUGAUUAGUGGAGUUCGUGGGCGUGUAAUUUGCUUUUUGUUGAGUGAACAGACCGAUUACAGGAGCGCUAAGCAAUGUUGUUAUAUAUUGCACGAUCCUGAUCGGAGAGACAGAUAUAAAGAUGGUCGCGUAAGCAAUGCAAUUAUUUAUUGCAUGAUCUUGAUCGGAGAUUCGGAGUUAUACUGUAAAUGUGUGUAUAUCCAGCGCAGUCAUUGUAAGAUUUUGUAGUUAGUGUGUAAAAGUCUUACCAUAUAAACUGCACCAAAAAUAAGGCAAUCCAUGAAGGAUGAAGAAUUCAAUUAUAGCCUAUCUUUGCACGUCUUUUGACAAAUCAUUUUAUCCCUCUUUUCGAUUUUAGAACAUUUGGCUGUUCAUCAAAUUUGCAAUAUUUCUAUUUUUGGAUCA
This is a messenger RNA of Amaranthus tricolor (Joseph's coat), 2228 nucleotides long. RefSeq lists its product as uncharacterized. NCBI's taxonomy places the organism in Eukaryota, Viridiplantae, Streptophyta, Magnoliopsida, Caryophyllales, Amaranthaceae. The transcript has 11 exons. The record is from RefSeq and is a predicted model, not a curated record. Bases 286 to 1629 code for a protein of 447 amino acids. Gene Ontology annotation, molecular function: 3'-5'-RNA exonuclease activity.